AUGAAACCCCUCCCAUUCCCAUUCGCCCUCAACAUUGGCACGGAUAUCGUCCACCUGCCCCGGAUCAACCGUCUCCUCAACCGCCGCGGAGGCUACCUCGCCAGCUUCACGCGCCGCAUCCUCUGCGAACAAGAACAGCGGGAUUUUCACGCGCGAUUCGCCUUGUCCCCAAGAACCACCACCCCUCCCUCCGCAUCCACCGCAUCAGUUCCUCCCCGCGAACCCCCUACUAUCAUUACGGCCGACAUGACGCGCUGGCUCGCCGGCCGAUUCGCCGCCAAAGAGGCCGCGCGGAAAGCCGCACCCUCGGGAGCCGCCACGACGGGAUGGAAAGAUGUGAUGGUACGCGUGGGCGAAGCCGACCAGGAAGGCCGACCGGAGAUCGUGUACUUGGGGCCAGAGGGGGGAAAAGUGGGCAAGUUGUCAAUUUCGCAUGACGGGGAAUAUGUGGUUGCUACGGUUCUUGCGGCUGGUUGA
Aspergillus melleus is the source of this 477-nucleotide messenger RNA. Its product is annotated as holo-ACP synthase. Gene Ontology annotation, molecular function: holo-[acyl-carrier-protein] synthase activity; magnesium ion binding. The record is from RefSeq and is a predicted model, not a curated record. Lineage: Eukaryota; Fungi; Ascomycota; Eurotiomycetes; Eurotiales; Aspergillaceae. The transcript has a single exon. Bases 1 to 477 code for a protein of 158 amino acids. Gene Ontology annotation, biological process: fatty acid biosynthetic process.